CCCUUCCAGAGCCAGAGGAGCGGGGGCGGGGGACAGUGUUCCGGGAACUCGCACCCGGAAGCGGGAAGUAGCGAGCCGCUGGCCGGAAGUGGCGCGCGGCUGGGGGUGGGAGCCCGGCGGUCGCUCGCCGCUGGCUGCUGGGAGAGCAGGGGGCAGCCGCAGCAGCAGCCGGCGGGAGCGAGGCAGGGGCGGUGCGCGGCGCAGACUCUUCCGCCCGGCAACCGGGGCCGCGGCGGGCGGGGGCCGGGUAGCGCCAUGGCGGAGGCGACGGCGACACCGGCGGCCGGUGGGGGGGCCCCCAGCACCACCGUCACCGAGACCGUGACCGUCGAGCCGGAGAACCGCAGCCUGACCAUCAAGCUGAGGAAGCGAAAGCCAGAUAAGAAGGUGGAAUGGUCGAGCGACACUGUGGACAACGAGCACUUGGGCCGUAGGUCGUCCAAAUGCUGCUGCAUCUACGAGAAGCCGCGGGCCUUCGGCGAGAGCUCCACAGAGAGCGAGGACGAGGAGGACGAGGGCUGCGGCAAUGCCCACUGCAUCCGGGGCCACAGGAAGGGGGAGCACGGGGGCCGGGGGGGCGGCAGCUCCGGGGGGGGCAAGGGCAGCCCCCGCAAGGCCGAGGCGCCGGACCAGGACCACGCUGCAGCCAUGCAGCACUGAGCCCCUCCACCCCGCCGGACUGACCGGGGGACGCGGGCCUGUCCGUCUGUCCGUGAGCCUGCUGGCCUGCGAGCUGCUGUCGUCGGCCAUCCCGCCCAGUGCCCCGGCGUGGAAUGUACCGAGCCACGGGCCGGCUGCGUCUCUGUGCUUCUCCAUUAAACGUCUGUGUCGGUGACCACGA
Chelonia mydas (Green sea turtle) is the source of this 841-nucleotide messenger RNA. RefSeq names its product protein phosphatase 1 regulatory inhibitor subunit 11 (gene PPP1R11). Bases 256 to 660 code for a protein of 134 amino acids. Lineage: Eukaryota; Metazoa; Chordata; Testudines; Cheloniidae. The transcript has 3 exons. The record is from RefSeq and is a predicted model, not a curated record. Gene Ontology annotation, cellular component: nucleus. Gene Ontology annotation, molecular function: protein phosphatase 1 binding; protein serine/threonine phosphatase inhibitor activity.